AAACUGGCGACGAGAGGACGUAGCCUGUGGAUGGAUGCUGGGUCAUGUUCGCCGACGAGUCGAGAGAGAGAGGCGAUUUUCCGGUGCACCCUCGCUGACAUGACGACCAGUGCUGCUGUGGUACUAACGUGACGUUACGACUGAUUGUAGGCUUCACGCUACGUCCGUACCUAUGGCUCCAUGAACUCUUCGCCUCGCGUUUCCGUACACAGUCCAGCAGGUGUAGUACAGUACUCAGGAAGAAGCCUAGCCAUUCUAGAGCUGGUGUCAGGGAGCGGAGGGGGAGAGACCGUUCGGAUGUUCCUGACGCUCCCAGUCUUCACUCCUAGCACAUUUCAGGUUUUGAGGCGCCUCAAUAGCGCAUUCCAGGUAGAUUCAGGCCGGUUUCCUGCAGAUGGAGGUAGUAUCCGGUAUCGCGUUGCGCACGCGUAGAGCAUUUCGGAACGAAUGCAGUGUCGCGUUCCGAGCGAGCUGCAGUCUCGUCAGUCUUUACGCGGAAUAAUCUAUUGCGCAUCAGUAUUCCGACUCCGCGACGCGACGCGUCGUGACAAGCGAUGAGCUCUCAUCCAUUGCUGCGAACGUCGCUCGUGACCCGUGAGGCUGACGAUGAGACGUUCCGCUAAGAAUGACCUUAUAGCGCGUACUACCUUUCCCGCAUUGCGAGACAGCUCCCUGGCGAAGGGAAAAUGGCUGAUGCUUCUAGUAGCGCACCACUAAUACCAGUGGCGCGAUUUCGUUUGAAUCGCCGAUUAAACCGGCCGUGCGGCGGCGAUUCGAGAUCAGCCGUCAAAGUUAGCGGUAACGGGAAAACAGAUCAUCACAACCCACGUCAGCACAACCGGCGACAGUUCGACCCGCGACAGCUGGACCCACGUCAGCACCCUAUCUAUAGAUUUGCUCCGACUAGAUCCUGGCGAUCCGCAGCGUUCUUAAGAACAUGGCUCGCCUCGCUCCUUAUCGUCAGUCUGCUCUCGCCGGCUAAUCUACCAGCCGCCGGUGAAGACGUGCGGUGGUGUGUGGUGGAUGGCGGUUCCUCCUCCCUUUGCAAGGACCUCCUCCUACAGUCACACCCAGUCAACAAUGGCGAUACCCGAGACGACGACCAAUCGCCUCCGCCGUACUGGAAAUGCGUUCCGCGCGCCGUCAACCAGCACUGCUGGCACGCGCUGCUGCUUCCCCACGCCGCCCAUGGCGCUGCUGACGUGGCGAUGCUGUCGCCGCCCUUGGCUCUUCUGCAAUCGCAUCUCACAGAGGGGCUGCAGCAGCAGCAGAAGCAGCAGCAGCAGGAAGCACCUAAGCAGCAACCGGAGGAGGCGCAGCUGCAGCAGGAGCAGCAAGGGCCGCAGAAACAGCAGGAGCCUCAGCCGCAGCAGCAGGGUCAGCAAGGGCAGCAGAAACAGCAGGAGCCUCAGCCGCAGCAGCAGAGGGUUGAGGUAAAUGUCGGAGGAGGCAAUGCAGCUAGGCAGUGGCAGCUCGAGGUCCAGAGCCCGUCCUCGCAGAGCAGGGUGGCAGACCCUGGCGAUCGGGGGCGCGCGCAGCAGGACGAGGAGCAGCAGCAGGGGCAGCAGAGUCGGAGAAAGGCUCAGCGGAAGAAAUCGAGGGCAUCUGGUCGACUAGCAGCAUCGGCUGCUGCUGCCAGGUAUGGUAACUUGACGAGUGGGUCCGUAGGGCUGAUUGUAGCAGGCAGCAUGUGCGACAAAAUGCCAGACCUGCUAGCUCGGAUGGGGCUUGGGAUGGAGGAGGAGGUCUGGGAACAGCAGGCUCGGGGACAACAGCAAGUGCGGCAGCAAGAGCGAGAAGCGGAUAGAGGGAUGCAUAGGUGUUCUGGGGAAGGGGUUGUUCCAUGCUUGAGACUGCUGCAGCAGUCGGUAGAGGAGGGGCUGGAUAGCAGCACUGGCGGUCGCACCACGACCAGCAGCAGCAGCAGCAGCAGCAGGAAGAGGCCAGUGGUUGCGCUGCUGUGGCUGGCAGGCAGCCAGGUGUCAGUGCGCGAUUGGAAGGAGCUUCUGGCGGAGGUGAAUGCGAGCAGGUCGCUGAGGCUGAUGUGCGCCGAUGGGUCGUGCUCCGACAUACGCCUCGACUCCCUCUGCUGGCUGCUGCCACCUGGCUCCCUCUGGCUGCGUCAGCACCGCGCCGAUGACGUGGCAUGGCUUGCAUGGCUCAUGGCGCGCCACAUCAUCACGCACACGUGGAACAUCUCCCUCCCCCUUGCUCUUCCCCCUCUUCCCCCUCUUCCUCCUCGUCCUCCUCCUCUUUCCUCCCAAUCUCCCUCGUCUCCCCCCCACUCGCCCUCAUCUCCCCUCCUCCGGUCGCUGUUGCCACUACUUAGCCUGGAUGGUCCCACGUCUCAACUGCCAUUAGCAACGCCAGGCGUUGUCUCGGCACCUGAAGAUUCACCUGAGCAGGUUCAGGAAGAGAGAACGAGGGGUGGUCAGCGGUUGAGAUGGGUUCAACUGUUCUCGCAACUGUCCAAUAUGGCCUCCCACCACACGUAUCGGAUUCUCCUCCACAUUCGCGAGUCUCUGUCUGCCACGCCAGCUCCCAGAGCUACCGCCGCUGUCACGCAUGCGGUGAUUCCUCGCCUGCUCUCCUUCCUCCCAUUCGCAACGGCCUCCUCAUCUUCGGUACAUCACUUCUCCCUUUUCGUCCUUUUUCGGUGAUCUGGACCAUCACCACCACCACCACCACCAUCGUUACAUGCCCCUCCUCCCCCACCCCCCUCCCCUCCCUCUCCUCGCUCUCCUCCCUCUCCUCCCUCUCUUCCCUCUCCUCCCUCUCCUCCCUCUCCUCCCUCUCCUCCCUCUCCUCCCUCUCCUCCUUCCCCUCCCUCCUCUCCCUUUCCUCCCUCCCCUUUUCCUUUCCCGCCCACCUU
This is a messenger RNA of Closterium sp. NIES-67, 2872 nucleotides long. Lineage: Eukaryota; Viridiplantae; Streptophyta; Zygnematophyceae; Desmidiales; Closteriaceae. The record is from the annotation of a GenBank genome assembly.